Molecule: messenger RNA, 186 nt
Organism: Paramecium tetraurelia
Lineage: Eukaryota; Ciliophora; Oligohymenophorea; Peniculida; Parameciidae
Exons: 3
Source: RefSeq, a predicted model, not a curated record
AUGUUCAAUUAUAGGGCAACGAAUGAUACAAAAAAUGAACCAGCUGUAGGAGCUAUGAAGAUUAUAGAUAAAGAAUAUUAACACGCUUUAGAAACCCUUAAUACUGAAAUUUAUAUUACUUAUUAUUUUGCAGAAUAGAAAUCGGAAUGUAGUAGAAUAAAAUUAAUUUUAAUUAUGUUUAUUUGA